AGAAGGGCGUGGCGAUUGGCAAGCGAACAGCCAGGCAGCUGUUGUCCGCGUCUGUCGGAGAGACAGAGAGAGAGAAGCCCUGACUGAUAGCGCCAUCUUGAGGCGGAGGCGAGAGUAUAGGAGGAGGUGCGAGGGUAGGACUGACGUAGACUACGGCGGUUUGACGUAGAGCCUACAGAGAAACAGCCAGUCGGUGGGGCCAGUCCGUGGUGUGUGUGCGCGUGUUUCAGGCUCUGCUCCUUGCUUUACAUCGUCCUGACGGUUUCCUUGCUUCUUCUUUCGCCAUGCCGCCCAAGAGAGACCCAGAGUUGGAGGCCCAGGCUCUCGACUGGAUCGAGGCAAAUCUCGGAGAGCCUUUGGACCGGAAGAAACCAUUCGAUGAUCUUCUGAAGGACGGGAUCAUCCUCUGCAAGUUGAUGAACAAACUGAUGCCCGGAUGUAUCAAGAAGAUCGACACGAAGGGCGGGGGCUUCGCACUGAUGCAGAACAUCGAGCGGUUCCAGGCGGCCGCUAAAGAGUACGGGGUGCCGCCCGCGGAGGUCUUCCAGACGGUUGACCUUUGGGAAAAGAAGAACAUUCCGCAGGUCACCCUGUGUAUCCAUGCGCUGGGCCGCACGGCGCAGACUCGUGACGACUACAAGGGUCCGAUGCUGGGGCCCAAGAUGGCGGAGAAGAACGAGCGGCAGUUCACGGAGGCUCAGAUGCGGGAGGCGCAGAACGUCGUCAGCCUGCAGUACGGCUCCAACAAGGGAGCCAACCAGUCCGGCAUCAACAUGGGCAAACCGCGCAGCAUCUUGGACUGAAGUGUACAAAGGGAGGUCACUCUCCCACAGCGGGGCACAACUCUUGCCCUUGAAUGUGUUUCUGGACACGGACUUUAGGUCGCCUUGGGGUUGGGUGGCUGGGUGGGAGGAUUUCCAGAGUCUGUUAUUGUUUCUUGUCUGUGAGCUUUUUUAAAAAUAACUUUUUUUAAUCAGCAAAAAAAAAAAAAAAUCAUUUCCAACACAUCUAUUUUUUGCUUUAAAAAAGAAUUGUUGAAUCCGUUUUUUCAUGACAUUUUCACUCUCAGUCUCUAAAAAUGUCAAAGGUCAUAAUUAUCGAAGUUGAUUGCUAAACAACAACUCUUGCUGGUUACUAAAAAUAAUAAAUGAGAAGUCAACUCCCUGUCUUGACUCAUUUGCUGUGCUCGAUAAAGUCUUUACAAUUCUUAAAGAUUUUAUUUUUUUGCCAGUUUCUCUAGCACUGAAGUUUUCGGCUCAAUUUUUUUUCCAAAUGUAAAACCAAAAUAGUGGGAUGUGUAGUGCGACCCAUCAGGAGUGCAUGAGAUCCAUGUAGUACACAUGACAAAGACGACUUCCUCGAGACUGAUUAGAGGUCCAUCGUCUGUUUGUGUAAAUUUGAUUCAUAGUGGCUUUUUAUUUCUUUCUGAAAUUGCUAUUACUUAAGGGCAUUUAACACAAGAGAUUGCACAUGAAUCUGAUUAUAGCUCUGUUUGAUGGAAGGAGGAUCAGGGAUGUAAUGGAUGAAUUUGUGGCUCCUCUACAAACUUCCAACUAGCAACCUCUUCUUAUACCGAUAAUAAGAGAGGAUGAUAAAAAUGAAGUAGAAUGAUAUCUGUGUUACAUCUCCAGGUGUAAAGAAAAUUCUGCAGAAGUGUAGCGGAAAUUCGUGCGGUGUCUGUCUGGUAAAAUAUUCAUUCAUAAUAAUAUCAUGAUUUUCAUUAAUUUUGUUUUCGUGUUUUGUUUUGUUCACAAGAUGAGUUUGUAACUGAAUACUUGUUUGAGCAUUCGACCAAAUCGUUUAUUUUUUAUUUCUUUUAUUUUUUUUUUCCAAUUGAUGAACGGUGUAUUAUAAGGUGAAGAUUAUAUUGACUGGAAAACUCAAAAGCAGGUUCCCAUCUAUUUUUUCCCGACACACCCACACCCCUAAGGCAACCUAAGCCCGAGGAACAUCUAGUCAUCCUUUAGUAUCUUUUUUGUGCAUUGGAUUUCAUUUCUUUUUCUUUAAGAUUACUGAUUUCCACCUUCAUGUACUCAUGUCAGUGAUUUGAAGUGGCUGACAUGUUUUAAUACUAAGAUUUAUAUGAUGCACUUAACGCACUUUGCGCGAAACUACACCAGUCUGUAUAGUGCUCAAUAGAGUGUGUUGUAUUGUGGCUGAUGCUGGACAGAACACUUUCUCUUGUGACUAAUACUAAGUAGAACAGACUGCUGUCUAUGUGUGAAUUUUAUUUGCGGACCACGCACAUGAAAACAUUAAGGGGAGAGCAUCAAAUGACAGAGAGAGAGAGAGACCUGAUAAAUGUCAAGAGACAGGAAGUAAAUCUUUACUUACACCAACAAAUAUAAUGAGUAUCCAGGUGCGAUGCUGAGUUUUAUUGUCCGUCCAGAGUUUUAUUGUCCUAGUCCAUAGUUAUUCUGUAAAAACAAAAGUAUGGCCGCCUUCAAACUUGUUGCUCGUCCUUUUGCGAGGUUGUCAUUUGUGACCUGUAAAUGUUUGGUUCUUUCUAUGAGUUUGUGUGACAGCGAAUAUCACAAGCAGGACUUUCACAGAAUGGUAAACUGAUUUCCCUCUAGACAGUUUCAGACAAAGUUCAAACGAGGCUUAUUUUAUUGGGAAGAACAGGUGAUUAACAUGUGUAGUACAACAUUUUGUCUCAUGAAUACAAAACUGUCUAAAAAAAAA
This is a messenger RNA of Pomacea canaliculata, 2685 nucleotides long. Its product is annotated as myophilin-like. The transcript is spliced from 4 exons. Lineage: Eukaryota; Metazoa; Mollusca; Gastropoda; Architaenioglossa; Ampullariidae. Gene Ontology annotation, molecular function: protein binding. The coding region runs from base 285 to 803 and encodes 172 amino acids. The record is from RefSeq and is a predicted model, not a curated record.